UAAGAGAAGUAGAGAACUCUUGUACCAUAAAGAGAGCAUCAUAUACAGCAUUCACGAAUUGUGAGCAGAUAAACAUCAAUAGUGUAUACUCUAUAGUCUAUAGUUUGUUUCCAUGGCAAAAACAACUCACAUAGCUAUUGUUUCAAGUCCUGGUUACACCCACCUGGUCCCAAUAAUUGAGUUCAGCAAGCGACUUAUCAAACAUCACCAAAAUUUUCAUGUCACUUGCAUAGUUCCCUCACUUGGGCCACCUCCAGAAUCCUCCAAAGCCUACCUUAAAACUCUUCCUUCAAACAUAGACACCAUCUUACUUCCUCCAAUUAGCAAAGAACAAUUACCCCAAGGAGUACACCCUGCAAUCCUAAUUCAACUCACUAUUACUCUUUCUCUGCCAUCAAUACAUGAAGCUCUUAAAUCCUUGUGCUCCAAAGCACCUUUAACCGCGUUGGUGGUAGAUGUUUUUGCAUUUCAGGCUCUGGAAUAUGCAAAGGAGUUCAAUGCCUUGUCCUACUUUUACUUUCCUAGUUCAGCUAUGAUAUUGUCACUGCUUAUACACGCGCCGAAACUUGAUGAGGAAGUUUCAGGUGAGUACAAGGACUUAACUGAACCUAUAAGGUUACCAGGUUGUGUACCGGUCAUGGGGGUUGAUCUUCCGGAUCCGGCCCAAGAUCGAUCGAGCGAAAUAUACAAUCAUUUUGUUGAACGUGCCAAAGCAAUGGUUACAGCUGAUGGAAUCUUGAUCAACACCUUCUUAGAAAUGGAACCAGGCGCUAUAAGAGCGUUGCAAGAGUUUGAAAAUGGGAAGAUCAGAUUGUACCCAGUUGGACCCAUUACACAAAAAGGAGCAAGCAAUGAGGCUGAUGAGUCUGAUAAGUGUUUAAGAUGGUUGGACAAGCAGCCACCUUGUUCAGUGUUGUAUGUUUCUUUUGGAAGUGGUGGAACACUCUCUCAGAACCAAAUCAAUGAGUUAGCUUCGGGUUUGGAAUUGAGUAGUCAAAGGUUCUUGUGGGUUUUGAGAGCACCAAAUAAUUCAGCUAGUGCUGCUUACCUUGAGGCUUCAAAGGAGGACCCUUUGCAAUUCUUACCAAGCGGGUUUUUGGAAAGGACAAAGGAGAAAGGUUUGGUUGUGGCUUCAUGGGCACCUCAGGUUCAGGUCCUUGGUCACAAUUCAGUUGGGGGGUUUCUAAGCCAUUGUGGUUGGAACUCAACAUUGGAGAGUGUGCAAGAGGGAGUACCUCUAAUAACAUGGCCACUCUUUGCUGAGCAGAGGAUGAAUGCUGUGAUGCUAACCGAUGGACUUAAAGUGGCAUUGAGGCCAAAAUUUAAUGAAGAUGGCAUAGUGGAAAAGGAGGAAAUUGCAAAGGUGAUAAAGUGUCUGAUGGAUGGAGAAGAAGGUAUAGGAAUGCGUGAAAGAAUGGGGAAUUUAAAAGAUUCUGCUGCUAGUGCACUGAAGGAUGGUUCUUCAUCACAGACCCUGUCUCAGUUGGCUAGCCAAUGGGAAUGUUUUAGUGGGAAUUGUUAGGAAAAUAGUUUUAUAUCCUUGGUCUUGGUUUUGGUUUGGAUAUUUCUGUCUAGUUGUGUUGCGUGUGCCUUGUUUUCUUCGUGGGAGUGAAGUGGUAGUUGUGUGAUUUCUGAGAUGUAUUGCAUGUUUGACACAUGACAUAGACAUGUUAGUUGGUUUUCAAGUUGAAUUUCACUUUCGUCAGUGAGCCAUGUUAACUUAUAAUUAUAGGUGUGGUUAAACAAAUCAAUCUGCAACCAGUUCAUUAACUUUUUUACUUA
Molecule: messenger RNA, 1782 nt
Organism: Glycine soja
Lineage: Eukaryota; Viridiplantae; Streptophyta; Magnoliopsida; Fabales; Fabaceae
Product: hydroquinone glucosyltransferase-like
Exons: 1
Coding region: 113-1522 (469 amino acids)
Molecular function (GO): UDP-glycosyltransferase activity
Source: RefSeq, a predicted model, not a curated record